GAUCCCCAAAAACUUGGCGAUUUCAAAGCUCUCACCUCAUGGCCAUCUAACCCAUGGCAGUUCCAAGGCACCAAUACUAUCAUCGUCGCAGCGUUCACAAUGGCAACCGCACUUUUACUACUCUCUCUCUGUGGAGGAGUUUCAGCCGCCACUCCAGUCUUGACCGUUCAUAGUUCGGACGGAGAUGUUAUUGACUGUGUUAAGAAAAUGGAUCAACCAUCCCUAACGAACCCCCUCCUGAAAAAUCACUCCUUCCAGGAUUACCCCAGCGGCAUGAUGAAAGCAGAAGAAGAAGGAGGGUUUGGCUGGCAAGUGUGGCACCGCAAUGGAACAGCGUGCCCUCAUGGGAGCUUUCCUAUACGACGCGUUGAAGCUGAGGCUGAACUUUCAGAGGGGAAAUACGGUCCCCUGAUUUCUGACGCCGCAGACCGAGCCACCAAGGGGCAUCAGUAUGCUGUAGGGUACGUGAAAGAUCUACCCAUCUAUGGAGCGAAAGCCACACUAAACGUCUGGAACCCAGUCGUUGAGUCAGGGGACGACUUCAGUUUGGCGCAGAUCUGGGUCACGUCCGGAAGUUACGAAAACCAAGACCUCAACACGCUCGAGACGGGUUGGCAGGUUUACCCGAACAAAUAUGGCGAUCACCAACCUAGACUGUUCACAUAUUGGACCAGCGAUGCCUAUCUUAGCAGCGGGUGUUACAACCACUAUGGUAGAGGGUUUGUACAUGUCAACAGACAUGUCGCCCUAGGAGGAGCAAUCGCCGGGACUUCGACUAUUGGGGGAGACCAAUUCGAUAUAACCUUGCAGAUUUGGAAGGAUCCACUUUCAGGCCAUUGGUGGUUGGGUAUGGGCCUGAAUGUUGUUCCGAUCGGUUACUGGCCCGUCGAGCUAUUCACUACACUCUCUGAUCAUGCCUCCGAAGUACAGUGGGGUGGGGAAGUUGUUAACCUGAACAUCUCUGGAAUGAGCAAUACAACCCAAAUGGGUUCCGGGGAAUUUCCAGGCAAGGGAUUCAGGAAAGCAGCAUAUUUCUGCAACCUGCAGAUUGCUGAGAAGAACCGGUCCUUUCUGCCGCCUCAAGACUUUCACAUAGGAGCUACUCAGCCUGACUCAUACAGUGUUGCGAAGACACAUAGUAGAGACUGCGGAGAUCAUUUCUACUACGGAGGGCCAGGGCCACUACGAUCAUCGUCCUAUCAGAGUGAUCCUUUAGCUUUUGUGUUUUUGUUUUUAGCAGUUUAUUUUGUUGUUUAGUUAUCGCCUGUAGCGCAAG
Molecule: messenger RNA, 1276 nt
Organism: Brassica oleracea var. oleracea
Lineage: Eukaryota; Viridiplantae; Streptophyta; Magnoliopsida; Brassicales; Brassicaceae
Exons: 7
Coding region: 100-1257 (385 amino acids)
Source: RefSeq, a predicted model, not a curated record